CUUGACAAGUUCUCAGCACAGCCACCUAUUAUCCCGAUUUUCUUUUUUGAAUUUUCAGCAAACGCUUGCCAAUACUCUUAGCUUGAUACCCUUUGAAAUGAAUUUCCAAGACCUCUCUCAUUCCUGCCGGCAACCAGUCGAAACUGCUCUUUUCCCAACUUUUAACGAGAUGCUUGUUACGCCUUCUCCGGGACGAGGCGUCUCAUCUGACUUUGCUGGUACCUAAGCUGGGCAUUAUCAAUGCCAUAUACCACAGAUAUCCAUGUGGAGUACCUCUAUGUCAGCAAACGUCUCGUGGAUUCGCUUCUUUACUCCUGUGACCCCCUGCUAUCGGUACUUAUAGAGUUGUCAGCCACUUCUCUCGUUGCUGCUUCCUCAUGUUCGGUUUCCUCCAACGCAAUACUACCGGAGAGGAUGAUGCUUUGAAUAACAAUGGCAUAUCAAGCGACUGGGAUUACCUCAAGAAACCAGGAUUCCAGCCGCGUCCGCUGCGCCUUGCUGUGUGCCGCAGGACUGUGCCUUGCGUACAAGUUACUAGAAGCUCAGAACAACGGCGUGCUUGGACCAGUCGAGUUUAUCUUAUUCGAGAAAGAGGCCGACUACACGGGAACAUGGCAUGUGAAUCGUUAUCCGGGCUGUCGAUGCGACAUUCCAAGCGCUGUCUAUCAAUUUUCGUUCGCUCCUUAUACGGAUUGGCCAGACUUCUAUUCUUACGCUGCGGAAAUUAAGAAAUAUUUCAAAACGUUCGCUCAGAAACAUGGAAUCGUUCCUUUUGUUCGUCUUCGGCACAAGGUCACUGCGGCAGUGUACGACGAGGUUUCUGGGACUUGGGCAGUCACGGUGGAGGAUUUAGACACGUCGCAAACUAAAACAGACACUUAUGAUGUCUUCGCUCCGGCGACUGGGGUUUUAAAUAAUGUGAACCGUCCUGCUAUUGCUGGCCUGGACUCUUUCACCAAGACACCAGUCCUUCACACUGCUGAGUGGCCUGCCAAUUUUGAUUGGAAGACGGCGUUUAAGGAUGAGAGUGUUGCUGUUAUAGGUGUCGGAUCUUCAGGUCUCCAGACCAUCGGCACCAUAGCACCGUACUGCAAGAGUCUCGACAUUUACGCUAGGAGUAAAGUCUGGAUCGUGCCAACUAUCGUGUCCCUUGAUUCGCUCAAAGAUCGGGACUGGAAGGAUGAUAACUUUAGUUACUCACAAGAAGAGCGAGCCGAUUUUGCGAAGAACCCAGAGAAAUUGUACCGUCACAUCAGAGAGGUCUAUGACAAGAUGAAUACGCGGUUUGAAUCCAAGCGAAACAAUUCCGAGAUACAAAAGAUGUUACGAAAUAUUGCCCUUGAGCAUAUGAGGAAGUCCUUGGAUCGCGAGGAUCUUCUUCUCAAGCUUAUACCAGACUAUGCCGUAGGGUGUCGAAGGCUAACACCCGGAGCUGCUUUUAUGGAAGCAUUGAAGCUCCCUCAUGUCAACCUGGUCCAGGAUCCAAUUGAGAACAUCACUUCAACGUCCAUCGUCAGCGGAAGCGGCAUCGAGCGUCCCGUCGACCGCAUCAUACUUGCAACGGGGUUCGACACCGGGUUCAAACCACAGUAUACCUUUCGGGGUAGAGGCGGGAUUGACCUCAGAGAUAUAUGGGCGCAGAAACCAAGAGCGUACAUGUCGAUUGCGCUGGCAGGCUUUCCAAAUAUGUUUCUGAUGGGAAGUGGACCGGGGAUCCCGUAUGCUAAUGGGUCGAUCUUACCUGGUAUGGAAGCACAAGCAGAUUAUGUUGUUGCUUGCUUGUCGAAAAUGCAGAAGCAGGACAUCAAGACCAUGGAGGUAGACAGGUAUGCGCAGGAUGAAUAUAACAUUCAGCAAACAUAUCUUAUAUGGUCGGAACAAUGCUCUUCUUGGUACAAGGGCGGAACAGUCGACGGGGAGCCGUAUGCCCUCUAUGCAGGAAGUACACUCCAGUAUAGGGAACUACUGUCUUCUCCUCGGUGGGAAGACUGGAAAUUCACACCGAUAUAUAAGAAUCGAUUUGCGUUCCUUGGGAAUGGGGAAUCUUCCAUCGAAGCCACGGGAGGUGAUAGAGCUUAUUACGUGUCACUGGAAAAUUGUGUGAACGCUCUUGGUGCGAGUGAAUCGGAUUGAUUUUCAGGCUGACUCGGGAUGCAAGCUGAAUGAAAUUGUGUUAUAUCUCGCUUAUGGCAGCGUUAGCAUGUACUAGAAAUCUUGGGUAUUUCGUAAUUAUUGAGGGUUCUUUCUCCCUGGAUUAUUCACGGCUC
Messenger RNA from Desarmillaria tabescens, 2267 nucleotides. RefSeq lists its product as uncharacterized. Gene Ontology annotation, molecular function: N,N-dimethylaniline monooxygenase activity; flavin adenine dinucleotide binding; NADP binding. Bases 433 to 2133 code for a protein of 566 amino acids. The record is from RefSeq and is a predicted model, not a curated record. The transcript is spliced from 23 exons. Lineage: Eukaryota; Fungi; Basidiomycota; Agaricomycetes; Agaricales; Physalacriaceae.